AGAGUCUGAGAGUCGUGAGAAAAAAGAGACCACACAAACUCGCACGAGACCAGCUCCCACUGAACAGUCCACUGCCUUAAAAAACUGCACUAACCCAAUGGAGAACUCUACAUCCGCCCACCCACGCCUCCGCCAACUCACCUCCACCCCGCACCCCAGCGCCCCCUCUGACGGAAACGCGUUCCUCUACAUCCUCAUCGUCCUCUCUUUCUACGGCUUCUUCCUGUCCGCCAUCAUGUUUGGAUACUUCCACUCUAAACGCAAAGAGAAGAGACGAACCAACAUUUUUACCAAACUAGUUCACGAUAAUGAAAAACGCGAGUGGGGGGCGCUACCCAAAAAGCAUAGCCUAACUUUCUCCUCCCCUGUCCCGGGUCUGACUUUGCCGUUUUGCAGUAAGCAUUCGGGGCAUCUGCAGCGAUUGGGGGUGCAUGGCAUGUUCCCAUCUCCGUUAGCAUGUGCGCUGUGUACAGAGCAGAGUAGUGUUAGCUCGCUCUGCUCAUCGGCGGAUACGAGAGUGGCCAUUGAGGAGGAGCAGGACUGCAGUACCACAGAAGAGCCAGAAGAGGGAGCCAAAGGAAGUGCAGGGAGCAGCGCUGACGAUUCUGGAUGAAACAAAUGCAUGGAAAAAUUGGGGAAAGAAGAAAUGUGACGAAGAGAAUGUGUUUCUGUGGCCUACCAGUUUGGACGCAGCACAUAUGCCGGGGUCUGUGUUGGCUUCAGCAGUGUGACAUCGAUUCAUCACUCCAGAAUAUUCCUAUUUUCUUCUCGUUUCACAUUAAAGGUCCUGUAUUACACAAAAUGGACUCUUGUGAACUAUUAGCCAUGUUACAAUGUUGUUUCCUCCUCAAAAACAUACUUGGAGUUGUGUUUUGUUUCAUUCAUACAUGUCUGAGUAACCCUGUGUUGUUAGUCUGUCGACACCUCCAAGGCACAAAUUGCUCUGUUCCACCUUGUGAUGUCAUGAAGUGGUAGUUUUCAAGUUAACGGCUACCUUUUACCUUUAGUUCAGUAGAGACUGGCAAUUCCAAGGUUGAAAUGAUCCAAAUGAUUCUAGUGAAGGUGCAUGGAGUUUAAAAACACAAUGGAGCACUUCCUGUAUUACCACUCGAUGACAUCACAAGGUGGAACAGAGAAAAACUCAGCCUAAAUAUGCAGGUUUUUGUGUUAAACAUAUGUGAAUGAAACAAUACACAACUCCAGGUCUGUUUGUGAUGAGGAAACAUUAUAACAUAGAUCAGAAAAUGGCCUAAUAUGGGUCCUUUAAAGAUGCACUAUGUAACUUUUCUGGUGGACACUUCAUCACCUGCUCAUUUCCUUGCAGAUGUUGUGCUUUUCCUGGAAUGCUCCACAAUAUGGCAUUACACACAUAACUAUAAGUAUCUUGCAUUUUUAUUCAGAGGAUCUCGCUAUGCCACAGAUCAGCCCCGUAACUUCACCCGGUGGCCUCACGUGCUUGUCGUCUCCAUGGUGAUAGAUACGCUUGGAACACCGGAAAAGCUACAUAGCGCACCUUUAACAUGUGUUUAGUAAGUCAAGUACGUUUUGCUAUGAUGAAGAUUACCCCUCAUAUGCUCGUGUAAACAUAGAUGUGCCGACGUUGACUCCGACCACUAUCAACACGCACCACAUUUAUACGACACUGUGGACGAAGUGUCUUGCCAAAGGACAGAACUCGGUCAGGGCGAGAAUCGAACUUCCAGGGGGUUUGUACUUUAACCACUGAGCCACUGUCGCUCUAAUAAUAGCCAUGCUGCUAAUAAGCAUUUUUGAUAUUUUUCACUUCUCACUUUUGCCAGCAGAGGGCGACAAACCCCUAAUCCAACCAUCGUCUGUCAUCGCGUUUCUCUUUCUGCGUUUAAGGAGACUGAUUUAUGAACUCACUUUCAGCUUUGGUCUGGAGUUUUAACACAUCGAACCUGGAACAGACUUGAACUAGUUUGGAGUGAAUGCACUUACAAAAUAAAUGAUUUUUUUUUCUUUCUCAAAGAUUUGUUAAACUAAUGUGUGUUUUGUCUGCUAUGAGUAACUUGUAAACUAUUUCUAUUGUCACUUUGUAUGAGUUAAGAUGAGUGUCGGAGCAUGGUGGUGA
Molecule: messenger RNA, 2092 nt
Organism: Periophthalmus magnuspinnatus
Lineage: Eukaryota; Metazoa; Chordata; Actinopteri; Gobiiformes; Gobiidae
Gene: kcne4
Product: potassium voltage-gated channel, Isk-related family, member 4
Exons: 2
Coding region: 98-613 (171 amino acids)
Biological process (GO): negative regulation of delayed rectifier potassium channel activity; regulation of heart rate by cardiac conduction; regulation of ventricular cardiac muscle cell membrane repolarization
Cellular component (GO): membrane
Molecular function (GO): transmembrane transporter binding; potassium channel regulator activity; voltage-gated potassium channel activity involved in ventricular cardiac muscle cell action potential repolarization
Source: RefSeq, a predicted model, not a curated record